UUUGGAGGUGGUCCUGUGUGAGUGGAGUCGCUCUGAUGGGGGGAACACUCUCUCAGGCUCAGAUGCUGUGUGACUGAUGAGUGAGUGCAUCGGUGAGCCUCUGUAUUGUGUUUUGAGGAUUUGGGCUUAAAUAUUCAAAAUGGCGGACGGAGGAGCAGCGAGUCAAGAUGAGAGUUCAGGACCAGAUUCUAAAAUGAGUAAUCCAUCGGAAACAAGUAAAUGUGCAAUGGAGAGCGGGAAUGAAAACACUGGUGCCCAAACAAAUGGACUGGACUUUCACAGGCAGACUGUGCAAACAACAAACGCAAUCACCAACGCACACGCACAGGCCUUGCUCCAACAGUUGACUUUGACUCCGGCGCAGCAGCAGUUAUUGCUGCAGCAGGCUCAGGCUCAGCUCUUAGCAGCAGCGGUGCAGCAUUCAGCCGGCCAGCAGAGCAGCACUACAGGAGCCAGCAUCUCUGCCUCCGCUGCCACCCCCAUCACCCAGAUCCCCCUCUCCCAACCCAUCCAGAUCACACGAACAAUACAGCAGUUACAGCAACUGCAGCAGCAGAACCUCAACCUGCAGCAGUUUGUGCUGGUCCAGCCGGGCCACCACAUUGCAACACAGCUGCAGCCCGCGCAGUUCAUCAUCUCGCAGACACCACAGGGUCAGCAGAGUCUCCUACAGGCCCAGAACCUUCUAACUCAACUACCUCAAAGCCAAGCCAACCUCCUGCAGACCCAGCCAAGCAUCACACUUGCCACACAGCCUGCUACACCCACACGCACGAUAGCAGCGACCCCCAUCCAAUCCCUUCCUCACAGCCAGACGACACCAAAGCACAUCGACACACCCAGCCUGGAGGAGCCCAGCGACCUGGAGGAGCUAGAGCAGUUUGCCAAGACCUUCAAACAGAGACGCAUCAAACUGGGCUUCACGCAGGGGGAUGUUGGCCUUGCCAUGGGAAAACUUUAUGGAAAUGACUUCAGCCAAACCACCAUUUCUCGCUUUGAGGCCUUGAACCUGAGCUUUAAGAACAUGUGCAAACUGAAGCCUCUGCUUGAAAAAUGGCUUAAUGAUGCAGAGAACCAGACGUCUGACCAGGCCCUGUCCAGUCCCAGCUCUCUUGGCUCACCUGGGCUGGGCAUGGAGGGCUUGAACCGCCGCCGCAAGAAGAGGACCAGCAUUGAGACCAACAUCAGAGUGGCCUUAGAGAAGAGCUUUCUGGAGAAUCCAAAACCUACCUCUGAAGAGAUCACCAUGAUCGCGGACCAGCUCAACAUGGAGAAAGAGGUGAUCCGAGUAUGGUUCUGUAACCGCAGACAGAAAGAGAAGAGGAUCAACCCACCCAGCAGUGGCAGUGCCAUCAGCACUCCUAUCAAAGCAAUCUUCUCUCCCACCACACCUCUGGCACCGAGUACAGCAAGUCUUGUGACCAGUAACACUCUCACCAGCACUAGUGUCUCCAGCGUCGGUUUCACUGGCACAAGUAUUGGCUCGGCUAGCACUAACACUGCAUCAGUCAUCUCCACUGCACCAGUGAUCACCACCGCAGCAUCCUCUCCUUCGCUCAGCCCUUCUCCCAACGCAGUGCAGACGUCCUCCUCCGAACACACUUCAGUUCAGGAGAUGGUGACAGCAGUAAGUCAGGCACCUUCCUCCCUGGCAGCAACUCUGGGCACUGGACAGGUGAUGGUGGCUGGGCCCAGCCUUUCAGCGGCACUGCAAGGAGCCACCCAGCUGCCCACCAGCGCCAGCAUCGCUGCCAUGGCUGCAGCCGCAGGCCUCAAUCCUGGGCUCAUGGCGUCUUCACAGUUCACUCCUGGCGGGGCUUUUCUAAGUUUGGCACCCGGUGGUCUCGGAAGCGCUUUGAGUCCAGCACUGAUGAGCAACAGCACCUUGGCCACAAUCCAAGCUCUGGCAUCUAGUGGCAGUCUGCCCAUUACGUCUCUGGAUGGGAGCGGGAACUUUCUGUUUGCCAACACCAGCGCCGGCAGCACCCCUAACCUUGUGACGGCUCCGCUCUUUCUGAACCCUCAGAACUUGUCACUGCUCGCCAGUAACCCGGUCAGCCUGGUGUCUGCAGGAGGGGCCGCGGGGGCCGGAGCCCUCAACCUGCACAUCACCGCCGAUGCCCACCAGAGCGUUGUCACUACAGCAACUAUGCCCGCCUCCACCAUCACCACGGCCUCUAAGGCCCAGUGAAAGCUUUACCCACUCCUCCUCUCCUAGACCCCUUUCCUUUCAUUUCCUUUAGUUUUCUCUUGCUACCACCAAAAACAAACCUUUUGAAUAGGAUUUAAUGUCGUUUUAACGUUAUUUUAAUGUUUGAGUUUGUAUGUUAUAACUUUACACCUUAAUCUGCGAUGUUUGGACCUCACUGAUGGGUUGACUUCAUCCAAAUCAACCGUAAGCGAAUGUUGGCGUCUCCACAGAGCUUGCAUCAGGAGAGCAGAAACCUCCCUGGACAUUGUGCCAAGUCUCUGUGCGACGCAAAGACAUAUUCGUUUCAACGAACUCGCUCUUUUCUCCCAUUUUCACACGAAACCUCUUCUUCAGAGGUAUUUCUGAAAUGCUUUUAACCAAAAAACUUUGUUUACUCUGUGUUGAAUGAAACCUUCUUACUGCUGACAGUAACCUCUUCUUCCUCACUGUAGAGAAAUGUUCUGUCUAUGAUUUCACUGAAGAUCAUGCUUUACAGACGCUCCUGUCCCCGUGGAACGUUUCCUUUUAGAUGCACAUGAUAUAUUUUUAUUUAGCUUUGUGUCCAGUAUCUUACUAACUUGUGGUUACAAGGCUUUAAAUGGAGUAAUAUGCGGCUGUGAUGCUGUUUCAUUGCUUUAAGGAAUCGUUCGACUGGCCUUUCUUUCUAGUGAAACUUCAGAUAUUGUCUUCAUAUCUUUUCAUAGUUUCAGUAGCAGAAGACUAGUCUGGGUCUGAAUCCUCACCCAGUAACGGGCUCACUUAAUAUACUAAAAGCUUUAACGAAUUAUGAAAUGAUUCGUCAAUGAGGAGUUGUUCAGCGUGGGCAAAAGUAACUGAGCAGUACCAUCUACUUUGAAGCUUCAGUAACUGAGAGCUGGCGACGUUAGCAUCCGGACUACAUAGCCACGUAAGGUUAACCUCCUCACGGUCUUCCUAACAUGGGAUGUGCUCACGGUAUCACCACCUGAUUGUGAAGAUGUAGGUCAAGCGAGAUAAAGUUGAGGUGGAUGAUGUUCAUGUUUUUUUUUUUUUUUUUUUAUAGGAUCUUUUUUUUUUUUUUUUUUUUUUUUUUUUACUUGUGCACAGUAUCUGUACCAAAAAACUGGAUUUGAGAACUGCAGUCUGCUCGGUUUUUAGCAGAACAUCUGUCACGCUUUAAGAGGUCUUUGUAUUGCCUCUAUUUCAAGAUAUACCAAAAAUCUUUGUUAUACCUGUUGCUGUAUAUUGCUACUGUAGCGUAGUUUAAGCCUAAAUAUUUAUGAGCGAAGGCUCUCGGUAGACCACAGGAAAUAUAAUGCAAUAUUCUGAUCUUUUCCAAAGACGAAAACAUAGUUCUUCUUUUUGUUUUUUUUCUUCUUUUAUUUGAAAUGGCUGUCCCUCCUCAAUUUUGUAGUGUCAGUGAAACUAACCAAAUAGAUCCGAGGCGAGAGCAGGACGUGAUACUACAGCAAAGGACCAGUUUGAGGUUUGGGAUUGUCCUUUCUGCUGGUCAAUGAUGAGGACUUUGAGUGACAAGUGGGGGAGUCGUUUUCCCAUUCUGUUCAGAUCAUUGGAAAUUGUAAACGUGAAGUAAAGCGUGUUCUUACCAGAAGAACAGGCUUUUUGAACAUUUUCCCUUCUUUGUAGUUGCAAGGUGCCAGAUUCAGUCCUCCAUAAGCUGAAAUCAGGGCCUUCUCUAAAUUUCACUCCAGCCCAUUGUGUUGGCUGUACCAUGGAGGACAGUAGUGGGGCCUCAAAAUAUCCGUUAUAAAGGGGUGAGAACGUAUUUAGGGGUUUUAUCCGGAUGGUCUGUUUCUUUUUUUCCCUACCAAUGUAAUGCAGCCAUGAUGUAAAGCUUGAACCAAAGUCGAUUUCUCACUAGCUGCUGUGCCUGUGUGGGUCAGUGCAGUGCUGACCACACUUUCACUACUCACUACUGACAAACUUUACCAUCUAUUACACUUCUUUUAAACCCUACUCCUUUGACUCGCGUUGUCCAACAAAUAUGAAGAAAUAUAGCUUCUCUAGCGCAGUGCUAACUUGUUUUACCUCGCGAUAUCCAAACGUUUAAUGAUCCAAAGAGAAUCUUAAGGGCCUUGUGUUUAAGUGCUGUUGAGAUUUUGGGAGUCUGCGUCCUUUAUUUCAUUCUUUUACCUUUACGCCGAGUCUUUGUUUUGGAUGUAAUCUCAUAGUACUCAACAACCCAUGCUGCGUUUCGACGAAUGAAUAGCAAUAGAAAUAUCAAGAGUCCGCCGAACUCUUAAUUUAAAAUCCAGAAGAACCUGUGAAAGUGCAAAAGGCUCUAAAAUGGCUUAAUUUGACAAGAAUGUGGAUUUUUAGUAUUCCAUUGGUACACUGUCUAGACUUGUUGUUGAUCAUGAACAACGGAGAACAGGAAUUCUGGGAGAAUUACAGUGCUGUUUUAUCCGUAGCAUUGCUUUUAACACUCUCACAUUUUAAUUUCUGUGAUGAAGAGGUCAGAGUCUCCCCUUACUGUCCCUUUUGUCAUUUGUUACUGUGGCCCGGUCUGUCAAUUUUUGUUUUACGACUGUUUGUUAGCAAUGCGAUGUGUGUUUUAUUGUUGAUAUGAUUUGAAAUACCUCAGCAGCACUUACAUGGAAGGUUCACUUUAAGCAAAAGACAACAGUAGUCAGCUCCAGAAUGUACAAAAGCUGAUUCUGACAGUCCAUUUUAAAAUGACCAAUGUGUAAAACAAAACUACGAAGUAUAACAGGAAAAUCUGUAAUAACAAUGUCACAUAAGUCUACUACUGCUAUUUCAAGUACUACUACUAUUACUACUUAAAGGGUAUGUCCAGGUUAACUUGUAAUGAAUAUUUUGUUAUCAUACUUGCCAAAGUAAAAAAAAAAAAAAAAAAAGCCUUUGUCUUUGCGGCUGGGUCUUGUUGCUGCUCAUUCCGCUGGUUCUGUCCGGAAAUUUCAAUGUAGCCUCUCUGGACAUGUAGAUUUAUGUGUUGUUUUGCGCAUUAGUGUCACGACCCGGUGGUCGCCGGGACUGAGGGGAGUUACUGAUAUAUUUAUCUGAGGAAUGACUCAAAAGAUAAGAGAACUUCUUUUCUAAAUUCUAUAUAUAUCCACUUAUGUAAGAUGCUCAUAUUUUAUAUUUGAACUAAUAUCUAGUUUGAAUGUAGUGUUUUUGUCAUGCUUAUUCACUAAAAGAAAAGAAAAAAAAAUACUUCAUUUAUAUUAUAGGUAUUUAAAAAAAUUAAAAAAUAAACAAAAAAAAGUCAAGACCAAAAAUUGCAACCACACCCUUGUGAUGUGGGAGUGGCUGUUGUGUGCCCUGCCCACAUUUAAAUGUGGUUUGUUUGAGUGGGAGGGGCUUGUGAUGGUGCUCCUAAAGGAAAGCCCCAAGCUUCCGUUGAUGUAACAGACUUGAUGGCACCAAAUUAGUUUUUUUUUUUUUUUUUUUGGCUUUAGUUUUUAUGCAUUUUAUUUGCCAUGUUGCUUUUUAACAAUCUUUAACAAUCAUUUGAGUUUAAUUACUUCAUGCCUUUUUUUAUUUGUUUGUAUAUCACAAGGGAGCAACGUCACUGGCUUUCUUAGUUUGACAAAAACUUGCAUUUAUCAUUUAUGCCUUACUAUUAUUUCUGAGUUUGACACAUUGUAGCAAACUUUAACAUGUUGAUGUGAGAGAUGAUUUUGUUUGGUUGUGAAUUUGUGUGUGUGUGAAAGGGGAUGCAACAGAGCAUGCACCAAUGUCAAAACUCACAUGGUGCAUAUCAACCAUGAAAAUAACGCUGUGAGUUUUAUUUGUGUUUUGUGAUAUUUUGGAAGUGUUGCUACCUAUUUUUUUGUAGGUAAAAUUCAAGCCGGUUGGAUACCUGUUAAAAGCUUUACUAAUAACUCAACUGCAGCUGAUGUGUAGAGGGCGCUAGUGGUGCAUUUACUUUGAAAGAUAAUACUUAAGAGAGGUUCUGUCUGACGUCAUAUCUUAAAAGUGAGACUUUUUAGUGAGACUCAUUGGUAGGAAAUACAGGAAACUGAUUUUUUUUUUUAAGUGGAUAUAAGGACGCAUCAUGCAUCAUUUGAUGCAAUUGACCACUUGGCUGUAAAUGCUAUCCUUUUUAACCUGUGUGCUCAUGAGAUGUUUGGGAUGGGAUUUAUCCAAGGAUGUUGAACCUGGCAACAGCUCUGUAAAUUUGAAGUUGUUGUGGAUCCUUUUUGCCACUUGAUUUUGGCGUGUGGAUGCUCUGACAUGUGAUUGGAUAGUUUACGAUUGUAGCGGAGUUUGCCGCUGUAGACCCUCAGUCUAGUGACGAAAUAGGAUAGUUGAGGUCAUGCACCAGAGAGCCAAGCGAGAGCUGGUCUGAGUAAAGGAGCUGUUGUAUACCUCAUUUCUAACUCGAAACGGAGUAAAAACUUGCUUAAAUCUACUUCAAAAGAUGAAAUAAUAAUAAAAAAAGAUCGGUCCCAGAACGGAAGCCUGCAGAUGUCUGUUUAAAGUUUUGAGUGAGUAACCGGAUGGAUACCCAGAAGGCCGCACAUGCAUAUUAGAAGCCCAUCCCACUUAUUUAUAUUUAGAUUUUAGCACAAAUUUAAGUUCACACUAUAGCUCCUUAUUAAUUUUAUACCAAAGCUUUUUUUUAUUUGACAAUCGUCUUUUUUAUAAACCCCUAACCCUUAUUUGUUGCUGGGCUUGUGCCGUUUGCUCUUCUGGGUUUGCAGUCUGCUUGUUCCUCACCUUCUCAGUGGUAACCAAAGACUUUCAGUGUGAUUGUAUGGACUAAACUCUCUCUUCUAGUGCCCUGCCUAAACCAUCAGCUUGUGGUUUUAGAUCAUUGGUCACCUGUGGCCAAGUGGGCAGGGUUUAGUAGAAAGAGGAAGCAAAACAGCUCUGCCAGCUUCUGGAAAGGACUUAAAUUAACCCCUCGUGGGUUGGGUGAUGUUUUUUAAUACACGCUGAAGGAUGUCCUGGGCUCACUGCAACCUGCUCAGGAUAAACUGUCCUCUGGAGUUCCACUCUGUGGCUGCAGCAAGGCAACACUCUUUCUAUGAUUGUCUACAGAAAACAUGCAACGUCUCUCCAUAAGUCAUCUUUUAGGUGCCGUCGUCCCGUGGUUUCGCUGUUUUGUUGAUGUCUUGUAUCUAGCUUUGCUGUUUCCACUAUCAUGAUUUCAAUUGGUUCGAUCAGCUGUGCAGCUAUGCAUCAUUGUCCUCCAUCCUGCAAGGGUGGCGUCUGAGCGACACGGCCUUUUUCAGAUGAAGCGUAAUAGUUUUAUGCCAAGUGGAGGGUCGAAAGCAACUAUAAGCUCUAUCCCAAAGCAAAAAUAUCCAAAUAUGAAAUGUUUUACAAGUGCAGAUACCAAAGAUUACUCUGUUCUUUUUCCUCUUCCUUCCCAAACCCUUCAGCUUGUGUAUUAAGAAACAGAACCCAGCUCUGACAGUAGUCCUAACCUCAGUAAUUCCAAAGCUUAGAUGUAUAUUUUGGUAUUUUUCUGAGAUGUUUAUGGGAAAGAAAAAAAAAAAGUUUUGUCGUUUUUAAUUUUCUUGUUCCUUGGAUCUGUUGCUCUUUUUCUGUCACAGCAUGGAAUUUAACUGCAAAACUGUCUUACUGUAGGUUAAAGAAAUAGUAUUUUUGUAUGUUUUUGGAUGUCAAUGUAUGUGAUAUCAGUUUCACUGCCCAACUUAUUGUUUUUAAAACAAAAUAGAAAAAAGAUUAAGAUAAA
Carassius carassius (crucian carp) is the source of this 7859-nucleotide messenger RNA. Its product is annotated as POU domain, class 2, transcription factor 1-like. NCBI's taxonomy places the organism in Eukaryota, Metazoa, Chordata, Actinopteri, Cypriniformes, Cyprinidae. Gene Ontology annotation, biological process: regulation of transcription by RNA polymerase II. The record is from RefSeq and is a predicted model, not a curated record. The transcript is spliced from 14 exons. Gene Ontology annotation, molecular function: DNA-binding transcription factor activity, RNA polymerase II-specific; RNA polymerase II cis-regulatory region sequence-specific DNA binding. Gene Ontology annotation, cellular component: nucleus. The coding region runs from base 140 to 2191 and encodes 683 amino acids.